Andrographis paniculata is the source of this 1432-nucleotide messenger RNA. RefSeq lists its product as uncharacterized. The transcript is spliced from 12 exons. The record is from RefSeq and is a predicted model, not a curated record. Lineage: Eukaryota; Viridiplantae; Streptophyta; Magnoliopsida; Lamiales; Acanthaceae. Gene Ontology annotation, biological process: glycerophospholipid biosynthetic process. Gene Ontology annotation, cellular component: mitochondrion. Bases 22 to 1185 code for a protein of 387 amino acids.
UCGAAGUAUGCUACAGAGCAAAUGAGAUUUCUGCCAGGUUUGAGAAAAGCUGUCAACGCUUCUCUUCCAAAUCAGGCCAGAGUUUCUUCGGUUUCCGCCGCCAAUGGCCGCCGCUGUUUGUUGACCGACCACUCUGAUCCUAGCUACUCCGCACGGUUUGGCAUUGCGUUCGACAUUGAUGGCGUUAUUUUGCGAGGCGAAAUUCCCAUCGGAGACUCUCCGCGGGCAUUGAAAAGAUUAUAUGAUGAUUCUGGUAACUUGAGAAUUCCCUAUGUUUUCUUGACCAAUGGUGGCGGUGUACCUGAAUCUGAAAGAGCAGCGGAGUUGAGCAAAUUAUUAAACGUCCAUAUACUUCCUUCACAGGUUAUACAAGGACAUUCACCUUUCAAGCAGCUUGUGGGAAGAUUUGAGAAUGAGCUCAUUAUUGCAGUUGGAAAGGGAGAACCUACAGCAGUGAUGUCUGAAUAUGGUUUUAAAAAUGUUCUCUCCAUGGAUGAAUAUACAUCUUAUUUUCAACAUAUUGACCCAUUGGAAAAAUUUAAGAACUGGAUGAACCAAAGGGCUGCCCAUGGGAAAAGCUUUUCCAAUGAACUUCCCCGAAUUAUUAAUCCAUGUUCAGAGAGAGUACAAGCUGUUUUCAUUGUUAGCGAUUCUGUAGAUUGGAGCAGGGACAUCCAGGUUUUAUGCGAUAUUUUGAGCACUGGAGGUCUUCCUGGAAGUGAGAUAUCAAGCCAACCACCUCUAUAUUUUGCGAAUGAUGACCUUUCCUAUCAAGGCCUAUUUCGUACCGAACGCCUUGGAAUGGGAGCAUUUCGGAUUGCAUUAGAAUCUGUUUACAACAGAAUUUACUGCAAUCCUCUGGAGCACACCUCAUACGGCAAACCAACUCCAUUUGUAUUCAAGAAUGCUGAAAAUGUAUUGACCCGACUACUACCUUCCAGCAUAGACCAUACCGAUAAAAAACCAUAUCCUUUCAGAAGGUUGUACAUGAUCGGAGACAACCCCUCAGUCGACAUUAAAGGGGCUAGGCAGGCAGGGCAUCCCUGGUUUUCAAUCUUGACGAGGUCUGGGGUUUUCAAAGGAAAUGAAAAUGACCCGUCGAAUCCUGCAGAUCUGGUUGUUGAGACAGUAGAAGAGGCAGUCGAUUACAUAAUGAGGAAGGAAGAAGAGGAGGCACUGAACUAAUUUAUUUAUGGGCAUAUGAUCAGACAACGCAGGUACAACACAACAUCUAAUAAGCAAUGUCUAUGCCUGCCUGCCUGUGCCUGUGGAUUCUUAUGGAUGCAAAUACUAUAGUAUUCGAUUCGGUAUUUGUGAAACGAUUCAAAUAUGCGAUUUGAUAUUUGAUUUGUUUCAAAUAUUAAAUGCGAUUUGUAUUCAAUUCGAAAUUGUGUUAAAAAUUAUUCGACUUGAUUUGAAUAUUUUAUUUGAA